Messenger RNA from Pantherophis guttatus, 4604 nucleotides. Lineage: Eukaryota; Metazoa; Chordata; Lepidosauria; Squamata; Colubridae. The record is from RefSeq and is a predicted model, not a curated record.
GGUAGCUCGAAGUUAAUCAUUGUCCCGCAGGCAGGAGUCGCUUCGCUUAGCUCUUCUGGCAGCCCCUCCUUGCGGCUCGGAGUCUCCACCUCUCCGGAGCGUUGGGGACCCGCCUGCUUCCCCACUCCUCCUUCUCUUCCCAGCUAACGAUCUUCGGUCGAGAGAGCUUCCUGCCUGGCGGAUCGGUCUAGACUUCAGCCCGGGUUUACGGCGCGCGAUCUGGCGGAGCCGCUUUGACUUGAAUUUUGGGAAUUUUGGGAAAACUCCAGGUUCUUGGAUGCCCCAUAUUCUGGCAGAGAUGAGGGAGUCGCAAUCUCUAUUGCCCUGAGCAUGAGUGUCUCCGAAUAUUCAAUGAGGCAGUUGCCUGAAACUUUAAUCAAUGCUCCCCAUAUUUUGGAUGACUGGAAGAACAUGGCGCAAACUCCUUCGGAUGCUUCUUCGCUCUUGAAGACUGGAGUGCUGAACAAUGCCAACAACAAUGCCUCCUCAGGGCCCUGGAGAGGCCUGAGGAGCCCUUCCCUUUCUGCUGCUGCCUCUCAUUCCAAACUAAGUUAUCUAGAGCGGGUUCUCUUGGAGAUUGUGGAAUCCGAACGCAUGUAUGUGCAGGAUUUACGAAACAUCAUAGAGAAUUACUUGGGGAAGAUCAUAGACACUCAGGAGCUGUUGUUGCGGCCAGAACAAGUCAGCGCACUCUUUGGGAACAUUGAAGACAUCUACGAGCUGAACAGUGAACUACUGCAAGAACUGGAUAGUUGCCACAAUGAUCCUGUUGCCGUUGCGCAGUGUUUUGUACACAGGAGCCAAGACUUCAACAUCUAUACUCAAUACUGCAAUAACUAUCCAAACUCUGUGGCAGCUCUGACUGAAUGUAUGAGGAACAAACAACUGGCCAAAUUCUUUCGGGAGAGGCAGGAACAAAUCCGGCACUCCUUGCCCCUUGGCUCCUACCUUCUCAAGCCUGUCCAGCGCAUUCUCAAAUAUCAUCUGCUUCUACAGGAGAUAGCAAAGCACUUUGACAGAGAAGGAGAUGGCUAUGAAGUGGUGGAAGAGGCAAUUGCCACCAUGACUUGUGUAGCUUGGUACAUCAAUGACAUGAAGCGGAAGCAUGAACAUGCCGUGCGGCUGCAGGAAAUCCAGUCCUUACUUAUCAACUGGAAGGGACCAGACCUGACAACUUAUGGUGAGCUAGUCCUAGAGGGCACAUUCCGGGUACAUCGUGUCAGGAACGAGAGAACAUUCUUCCUUUUGGACAAGAUCUUGCUGAUAACUAAGAAGCGGGGUGAUCACUACAUAUGCAAGAGUCACAUUCCAUGUUCGUCUUUGAUGCUGAUUGAGAGCACACGGGAUUCACUUUGCUUCACUGUCACCCACUACAAGCAUAACAAGCAGCAGUAUAACAUUCAGGCCAAAUCAGGGGACGAGAAGCGGGUUUGGACUCACCACCUCAAGCGCCUGAUCUUAGAAAAUCACCAUGCCAUAAUCCCUCAGAAAGCCAAAGAAGCCAUCUUGGAAAUGGACUCAUUCUAUCCUCCUCACUUCAAAUACAGUCCUGAGCACUUGAAGAAAUCCUUAUCAUGCCAACAGCCUGAAGAAAUCCUUAAACAGAAUCGGCCUGGACGUCGACAAUCAGAACCGUACUGUGGCAAAACCAGUGCUGAGAAGCUCUUAGAUGGACUCCACAACUCCACAGCUGCGGCAGGUUCUAAAAGUCGCAGAAAAUCGGAGCCAACAAAACAGAUCCUCAAGCAACUGAGUAACAAAGGAUUAAAGCACGCAGAUAGUGAUGGAGCCCUUCUGGAGUUUGGGGAACACCCACAGGUCCCCCACAGCUUAUCCCAAGAGGAGGAUCAGCAGACCCUUCCCCAGGAAUCUUCUGAAGAGCUGGCUGAAAGUGAUGGCAGUGAGAAGGAGACGGGGCUCGAAGAAGAGAAUGGAGCUGAGGAGGAGGAAGAGGAAGAAGAGGAGGAAGACGAGGAGGAGGAAGAAGAAGAUGAGGAGGAAGAGGACAGGCUGGUAGGAACGGAGCAGGUGUCAGACUUUGCAAGCUCCUUGAUGGCAGUCCUCCAUUGCUGGCACUAUCGGGCCAAUACUUUGCUUUUCUCCUGGGGCAGCACGGGCAAGGGCCACAAGACACAGGAAGGACCCAAACAAGACCACUCUUCCAGCAUUAGAGAGAGGAUUGUGGAGAUUGUGUCAUCCGUGCCAAAGGUUCGAUCACCUAUUGAGCUUGACAAAGUGCUAGACAUUCCUUCACAUCGGGAAGAGUGUCUAGAAGAGAACCCUCAGCAUCCAGAUCUAGAUCACCAUAGGCUCCUGGAUCAAGGUUCAGAUAUCAUGGAGUCUGCUGAAAAUGUAGAAGAACUGAAGCCUUUGAGCAGUGAGGAGGAAGAGGAGGAAGAGGAUGGUCAUGCACCACAAUCCAGCAGCAUCCUCCCCUUUUCUGUGCUAGAUCAGGCCAGUAUCAUUGCAGAGCGCUUUGCCAGUAGCCUCUCCCGUCGCAAUAGCUUGGUUCACGAGGAAGGGAAGGGCUACCUCACACCAAAGAUGGCCAGCCGGAGCAGCAGUGUUCUGAGCUUGGAAGGGGGCGAAGAGGCUGAGUGUUGCAACAAUGGCUGCACUAUUGUGGACUCCCAGAGUUGCAGCAUCCUGCAAGAGCCCUCUGCCGAACCCAACAGUGCUUGCAACGGUGCAGUGCGGCCUGGCCUGGUUGAGUCUGACCAUUCUUCUUGUCGACGGAAGGAAUCGAUGUUGUCCCACCAGGACCGGCUGCUGCUGGACAAGAUCAAGAGUUACUAUGAUUAUGCUGAGCACCAGGAUGCUAACUUCAGUGUCAGGCGGAGGGAGAGUCUGUCCUUCAUUCCCAAAGGGCUGGUGAGAAAUUCUAUUUUUCGGAUAAACAGUCUUCCCCAGCCAGAACCUGGACAGGAGGUGCUGAAGAGGAAGAGACCGCCCCCCUUGGACAAUAGUGUAGCAAGCAAGGCAGUAUCUUUGAUGCUUUCAAAUAGGCCUGGUGUUGCACUCCCGUCUCCCCAUUUGGAGACAACCAGUGAGGAAAAUCCAAUGCCUAUCACUGAAGCAGAGUUCAGGUCACCUAAUGAGAUGAUUAAACUCUGGGAGGAGAUGGAGCAAUCGAAGAGCAAACUCUGGAACAUGAGGACCGAAGUCUGUAGGGAGCGCAAAGCAAAUGGGAGCCUGGGCCAGACUGAGUCUUAUUUGAAAGACAGGUUCGGAAAUCAGGAGAAUGGCUUUGACUUUCAUGAACCACUUCUUAUCCUGGAGGAUGAGGAUCUUAGGGACAUAGUAGAGGAGGAGCCAGUGGUACCCCCUCCUGAGAACAAGGCUCCUGUGGAGCAGACCAUGCCAUCCAGAUUACCCUGGAAAGCAGCACAAGAGUUAGGGAGCUGUAAUCAAGAUCAGAGUUUCCCUCAGAUGCCCCAUCACAUAAUGGAGCUGGCUCAUCUCACUGAGGCUGAGCUGACAGAGAAGGUGAGGAACAAAGUCUACCAGUUGGCCCGCCAAUACAGCCUCCGAAUUAAGAACCAGAAACCAUCCAUGCGCAGGCGACUUGCUGAAGUAGAGGAGGAGAUGCAGAGAAACACGUCGACUGACCAACAGGGAGUAGUUAAGAGAGACAAAGGCCAAAAGAAGUCUACCUUGUGUCUACCCACCUAUGAACAAAUUGUGCUUCAGGAGGCUAGCUCACUAGGCCUUCUUUCCGCUUCAUCAACAUGUCAGAAGUCACCUAAGCGCUUCUCUUCCAGUAACAGCUCCGUCAGCCUAUCUUCCCCCACCAGCUCCUGCACCCUCUCUCACAGUCCCCUCAGCCCCAUCGUGACUGAGAAAUUCGACUGGCCUGAUGUGCGGGAGCUGAGGUCCAGGUAUUCCUGUCAGGUGGCGACUGAGAAAUGCAGACCCCCGCUUGUCAACAGAAGUUGCUCAGCACCUGAGAAAAUGGUAGAUGAUGCUAAGAUGCAGGCAGGAUUCCGGGGCUCAAAGGAGAUUGCAAAAACAGACGUAAAAAGCCAGGAAAGGGACAAACAGAGCUGCAGGAGAAAGGCCUCUCUUGAUUCCAUCCCCAAGGAACUUGUUUGUGAUGCUCCAAAGGAAUUGUGUGUCACAGCAAAGGCAUCACUGGAGAACCACCAGCAUGUGAUUGUGAUAGAGAAGUUGCCCGAGGAGACUAAUAAAGCUAAAGGCGAUGAAAGAGAGCCACAGAUUCUCUCCUCUUCAGAUCAAGAGAAGCUUUCUCUCAAAGAGUUGGUGGAGCGGUACAAGUCAUAUCAAGACUCAGAAGAACAUCAAAGAUAUGAGGGUGAUGUUCAGGAAGCAUGGUGGGAGAAAACCGGCAGCCAAAACAACCUGGUAAAAAACUUAAGAGAGAAAUUUCAGACCCUUAAUUCUACCAGCUGAACACCCACGUCUCUUGUUCCUGUGCCAUUAAGUUCUCAAAUCUCCUUCUUGGAUUACUACUCAGAACCUUCUUUGCCUGUUCCAUGUCAUGCUUGAAAUUUCUGGGAAGUUGCAACUGCCUCAAACUGAGGAUUUUUAAACAAUGCUCUCUUUAAAGAUCAAUGAACUUGAACAUGGGUCUGACAUGCCACCGA